This is a messenger RNA of Symbiodinium sp. CCMP2592, 2037 nucleotides long. Lineage: Eukaryota; Dinophyceae; Suessiales; Symbiodiniaceae. The record is from the annotation of a GenBank genome assembly.
AUGUCUCAGCCUGUGGCCCUCUCCGCCGGGCUCGGCGCUGCGGCGCUCGGAUGCGCAUUCCUGGCGCCAGGCACGUCGCCAGAGGCACGUGCCCCUCGGGCCCUGCGUGGUGCCUCCCAGGCUCCCCAGGGUGCCGCGUUGAGCAGUGCUGCGUCUUCUACUGUGGCUGCGACCAGCAGCGCCCUUCCUCUGGUCGGCGCGGGGCUUUUGGGUGCGGGGGCGGCAGCGCGCCGCUCUGCUCGCCAGGCUCGGAGAGCGAGGGCCCGAUGUGUGCGGCUGGCGGAGAGCCGGUCCACACAGCUGCAGAAGUUGGUACACCUGGGAGGCAGCCCAGAAGAGAAGGCCCUCGUGGUGAAUCUGGAUAGCAACUUCUACGGCAGUUUCGCAGAGAUCGGAGCUGGCCAGGAGGUGUCGCGAACCUUCCUGCAAGCCGGUGCAGCUGCCGGCACGGUGGCGCGGUCAAUCUCCGCCUACGACAUGAAGAUGUCCGAUCUGGACUAUGGAAAGGCCGCGCGCUAUGUCACCCGAGAGAGGGUGCAGCAGAUGCUGGACAAGGAGUACGAUGUGGUGGAGAAGAACCUCCGAUCUACCAAAGGUGAAAGUGCGCGGUUCUUCUCCUUUGCCAGUACCCUCGCAGCGAAGGCCUACAUGUCGGACCGGGAGUGCGAAGGUUGGGUGGGCCUCAAGUACCAGGCCGAGUGCGGCGCAGCACCGAGCACGGUGAUCCUGCACAUCCGCAUGAGCCAGCCCACGGCGCAGCAGCAGGGGGAGGCCAUCGGCGUCCUGGGCACCAACCUCAUCUACAACUGCUACUCCAUGUCCGACCCCUACCUGAUCACGUCCUUCCUACUUGAUGGGAUGUCUCUGAGCGACCAGACAACCGGCGGCGGCAGGAUCGAGGUUGACUUUAUCGACUUCAGUGGCCCCGCCUUCCCGAAAGAGUCUGUGGACGCGCGGCUCCUAGCCUUCCGCAUGGUGCAGCUGCGCAUCGCCAACGGGGUCCUCAUGGAGCCCAGCUCUGAUGGCUACAAGAUGGUGGUGCCCAACAACGCGCUUUACAAGCGCCCGGUUAUUGUGGAGCGGUCCCGCUUCAAGCCCUGCACGAGCAUGCACACAGAGGUCAUCGAGACGGCCGCGCGACGGCUGAAGGAGGAGCAGACGGAGGGCAAGGAUCCCAUGAAAAUCCUGAACGUGCAGAUCGAUGACAUCACCGCGCCAGUCGCCAAGGAGGUGAUCCCACAGCGCAUGCAGAACAUGAGGAAGCUCGCAAGCGACGAGGAUCUCGGCGGCACCCUGAGCCUUGAUGAUUUCGGCGCUAUGGUUGGGGACCGCCUCAGUGAGGAAGAGGUCCACACAAUCUUCAACCAGCUGUCCGGCGGAGCGGGAGAGGCUUCCGUGGAUGCCUUGUUGAACCUCACAUCAGAUGAGAGGAGUAUUCUGGCGACCGACUUCCUGCAACGCUUCGAGAUGCUCGAGACUCUGAAGUACCCCGUGCUGGUCUCGAACAUCCAGAGGACCCACCAGUUGGUCCGCUACUUGAGCCGGUACACGAACCAGAACGUCAUCAUCGCGGUUGGCGGAGGCGGCUACUCCCUGAAGCGGGCCCUCUUCAACCCGGAGAGCUACGCCAACUCCGAGGGUGGGAUGUUGGCGGCCUUUGGAAGCCUCUUCCAGAAUGGAAAGACGAGGAUCUUCACGUACCCGAGCGUCGAUGACGAAGGCAACGUGAACCCUGCGUCGGUGCCGUCCGACGACGAGCAGAAGCUCUACGAGUACUUGGAGUCGAAAGGCUACAUCCAGCCGCUCACCUCCGCCUACCUCAGUGCCGAGGCCCGAGAUCCGCAAACAAAUCAGGCCUUCACCAUGGGAGCUGCAGAGGUUGGCGAGCUGAUCCAGAAGGAUGCAUCGAACUCCGAUUGGGAAAAAUUCGUCCCGGCCGGCGUGGCGAGCACCUGCAUAUCGCACAGGUGGUUCGACCGGCUGACAUCGGGGAAGACGCUUUCGAAAGAUGCGUACAAGGUCUUGAACGACCUCUGA